Molecule: messenger RNA, 2364 nt
Organism: Mytilus californianus (California mussel)
Lineage: Eukaryota; Metazoa; Mollusca; Bivalvia; Mytilida; Mytilidae
Exons: 3
Coding region: 767-1888 (373 amino acids)
Source: RefSeq, a predicted model, not a curated record
UAUCUAAUACGAUAUCUGAUCAUCGGAAAACUAUUGCCUGGUUUUGAUAUUUUUAGUGGAUACGUGUCGUAUCAAAACUGAAAGAAAAUAAUCGUAAAAGCCACAAAAAGACUUAGAUGUACCCGAAAGAUGUCAACGUCUUCAACUUGCAUUGAACACACUUCAGAAGAAAUUAGAUUCUAUUGCGAAGAAUGUAAUGUUUUUGUAUGCGAUGACUGUGUUUCAGGACAAGGAAAACAUAUUAAAUGUAAUAAAAUUAAACUUAAUGAAUAUGGUGCCAAGAACAAACAAAUUUUGAUUGAAAAUGUUGAAAAAAUAACUAAUAAAAAUCUCCCACGUUUGAACGAGACAUUGGAACUUACCACCAAAGUUAAAGGAUCUUUUAACAAAUCAGUUGAUGAAAACAUUACUGAAAUUCGAUCAAAGACACAAGUAAUAAAGGCAAUUUUUGAUGAAUUACAAGAAGAAACAAUACGACAAAUUGAUGAAUUGAGGCGACAAGCGAACAUGAAAUUUGAUGAAUUUCUUAAUCAUCAUCAUAAUCGAUAUAGCAAAUUAGUACAAAUAACAGAGAAAGUCCAGCAACAAAAAUCCGACAUUCAGCCAUCAGAUGUUGUAAAAUUUGAUUCCGAAAUGAAAAAAAUGUUGCAUACCGAACACGACUCGGAAAUCAUCCCGAAACUCGAACCACCCUGUUUUGAAAUAGAUGAGCAGUAUUUAACAAAAGAAUUUUAUCAGGAUAUUUUUUAUUCCAAGAAUAAAAAGGAUGAAGAGAAAAACAGAAUCUUGUACACAUAAGAAGGAUAAAGAAGAACCAAACUCCUUCGCAGAUAUUAUAGAACCUGUCUCGUCUGCAAAAGAAACCAAUUCAGGCCUAAACAUGAAUGAACAAGUAACAGAUACAAACUAUGAUGAAAAUUCAAGUGACAUAUAUGUGUCAAACUCUGCAAACAAAGCCGAUAGGAAAUUAAGGGCCUUAGCAGUUCAUAACAAAGACUUAAACUACAAGAUGAUUAAAUCGUUCAAAUGUGAAAAUACUGUUACUUUAAUUGUACCGAAGACAAAUGUUUAUGAGGCUUGGGUUAUCGGAGUUGAUAUCAGCGAGGUUAAUUUAAAGCAAUCAGUACCUCAAUUUACAACUCUCCUUCCACGUAUAGAUGGAGAACCAUUUACAGCUGGAAAAAGUCAAAAGCAUGGUUUGGUAAUAGGUCUUAAAAACAGGAGGACCAUCAAACUACUUCAAGCGGUGACUGGAACUCUAAGAAGAACUUCGAACGUGUGCAAAUUGGUUCCCCAUAUAAAUGCACAUGCUCAGCAUUUGUCAGCAAUUUGUACCGUAUCAAUGCAAGAGAAAGACAAAGAUAUCGCGGUAUUACUACGUGACUACCAGUUGACAGGAAGUAAAGAAAAGGGAGCAGUCAUUCGAUGGUAUUCUGGCAAGAAAUUAAAAACGAAUGACCUUAAAAUUUGCAACAAUGUUGAAAUUGAAAAUCCAGUGUACAUGGACGAGUGUAUGAACGGUAACAUUUGCAUUACACGUGCGCCGGACGAAAAAUCAUCGUGGAUACAACUUAUUGACAAACAUGGGAAUCACAAGAUAAGGUAUCCACCAAAAGAUGAAAAAUCUUUAGACAAGAACGUUGUAUAUUCAUUUAUUGGCGCUGGAUUUCUGAGAGAUGGUCGUAUAACAAUUUUGGAUCGAGUGAGCUUUCGUCAGCAUCUUUUAGAUGACAAUGGAAAGCUUAUCACAAUAGACCAUUACCAAAACCAACCAUCAUCUUUUGCAGUUGACAUUUACGACAACAUCUGGAUUGGAUUUGAUGAUGGAACAGUUCAAGUGAUGGAAUAUAAGGACGGGUGGUAUGAAGACAUUGAAAUUAAUGAUUAAUAUUUUCAAAGAGGUUACAGGCAGUUUGUUAUAUAAAUAAAAGGAGAUGUGGGGUACAUCCCAAUUAGGCAGCAACCUUACACCUCAAUGAAACCACAAAGGACAACAAAUGAUCAACGCCUGGUCUUCCACAACAAACCUUAUGUUUUGAGAAUUAAUCAAAGAAUUUCAAAAGCUCCAUCAUUAUCCAAAUAUUCUAAAAAAAAAACGUCAACAUGAAUAUGUAACUAAAGACAACUGACGGUGUUCUGGACUUGACAGGUACAUCUGUAUGUAGCAGGCUUGAACUAGUUAAGGUGCCCAACCCUCAAUAUAAGAAAAAGAUGUUAUUUUCAAUUUCAUUAAAGGACAUCCGUAUUUGUACGGAAGAAGGCUAUUCUUUCCUUGCCUGGAAGUCCGAUACGGUUCGUACAUGUAUAAUUUUACAUGAAUUUAAUUUCAGCAUUACGGCGAUAUAAAGUCUCUACCACAAAUUC